Messenger RNA from Caenorhabditis angaria, 2091 nucleotides. The record is from the annotation of a GenBank genome assembly. NCBI's taxonomy places the organism in Eukaryota, Metazoa, Nematoda, Chromadorea, Rhabditida, Rhabditidae.
AUGCUAGCCGCCUCCGAAGAUCACUACGAUACUCCGUGGGAAUUUUUGGCGCGACCGAAUUCGGUGCGAUUGUCCACGUUGGAUGGAUCGGGAACUUUGGAUAGAGAAGUAGCAGCAGGGAUGCCAGAGAGAGGUUAGAAACGCAGAGGAAAUGAAUAUGGCCUAGAAAUUCAAAUUCCACGGUUUUCUAGGCCAUAGCUUAUUUUUCGUGGCCUAGAACUCCAAAACACACUGUGUUCGGGCUCAAAAUGCUGCAAAUUUCAAGCUAAUCCACGUGGCAGCCCUAAAAAUGCUCCAAAUUUUGCAGGCUCUCCAUCGCUAUGCUCCAGCUCCUCAUUCGUCAAUCAGCUCGUUCAAAUCGGCAAUUCGGCGGUGGAUGCGCGCAUCAACAAACGAUCAGCGAGAGACGAGAGUAGUCGGAGACGCAGAGAGGUUAGAGUUUUGUCAGUGGGGCGCGUUUGCUGGAUUAUCCACGUGGAUUAGGCUUUUUCGAAUGAAAAACCAUGAAAAAUCCGAAUUUCCUGAUUAAAAUUGAGGUUCUCAAUAGAGCGCACAUGCUCCAAUAUAAUUAAAAAUUCAAAUUUUUCGAAAAAUCUUACAAUUGUCAAUAGAGCGCACAAGCUUUCUAGACCUAUUUUUCAAGAAAAAUUCAAAAAUGAAUUCUCAAUGGAGCGCACAAGCUUCCUAGCUCAAUUUUUCAUGAAAAAUUCAAAUUUUUCGAAAAAUUUCAAAAUUAUCAAUAGAGCACAAAUGCUUUCUAGCUCAAUUUUUCAAGAAAAAUUCAAAAAUGAAUUCUCAAUGGAGCGCAAAUGCUUUCUAGGCCCAUUUUUCAUGAAAAAUUCAAAUUUCCUAACUAAAAUUGAGGUGAUCAAUAGAGCGCACAUGCUCCAAUAUAAUUAAAAAUUUGAAUUUUUCUAGGAAAAAGCUAUAUUCUCAAUAGAGCGCACAUGCUCUAGAAGCUAAUUUUCCACGUGGAUUUCGAUUUUUCUACUGAAAAACCAGGAAAAAUUCAAAUUUCUUGCUUAAAAUUGAGGUUCUCAAUGGAGCGCAAAUGCUUCCUAGCUCAAUUUUUCAUGAAAUUUUCAAAUUUUGCAGUCAGACGAUCAAAUUCUGGAGCAAAACGUGGAUCGUGUGGAAGCGGAAAAACGCCUGGAAGCUCGCCAACUCGGCGACUAUCUUCUAAGGUCUCGCGGCGAAGGAAGUGCCGCGCUUUCACUUCGCAGCACAAAAGGUGUGGUGCAUAUUAAGAUUGAGAAAAAUGGCGAUCGUUGGGUGAUUGGUGGGUGCAUUUUUCUAAUUUUCAGAUAAUUUUGAGGGAAAUUUUCGCAAUUUUAGGUGAUUUUUAACGAAAUUUUGAUAUUUUCAAUAAUUUUUGGGCAUUUUUCAAUAAUUUUUGGGCAUUUUUCAAUAAUUUUUGAGCAUUUUCAAAUAAUUUUCACAGUAUUUUAGAUAUUUUCACAGUAUUUUAGAUAUUUUCAAUAAUUUUUGAGCAUUUUUCAAUAAUUUUCACAGUAUUUCAGAUAUUUUCAAAAUCCCGCCCCAAAAAACUCACUUUUUCAAGCAUUUUGAGCACUUCUUCUGAUUUCUGAUAGCUGCCACGUGGAUUUUUGAGCUCUGAAAAAAAAAUCGAUAAUUUUUUAUGGGAAAAAGAAGUUUAGAGAAAUUUAUUGAUUUUUGGACGUGGCAAAUUUUGGCGCGAAAAAUAUUUUGAUUCAAAAAAUUUUGCUGAAUUUAAUUUUCCGGGCUCAACAUUUCAAAUUUCUGGCGCCAAAUUCAAAUUUUCUGCGCGAAAAAUCCACGUGGCAUUAGUUUUUGAGCCAAAAAAUUGUGAUUUCAACAUUUUUGCUCAUUUUUUUGCUCAAAAAUCUAUUUUUUUUCAAAUUUCCCGGUAAAAUCAGAUGUUUUAGGGUCAAAAAUGUACGUUUUUGCUCAUUUUUUGCUCAAAAAAUGCUCAUUUUUCUAGGCGAAGGCCCGUGUUUCCGCUCAAUCUCUUCCGCAAUCAGCUACUACCGCCGGCAUCCGCUUCCGAUCCGCGGAGCCGAUCAUUUGAUCUUGAAGCAGCAACUCAAACGACUACCCCAAGCAUUUUAA